Rotaria sp. Silwood2 is the source of this 963-nucleotide messenger RNA. Lineage: Eukaryota; Metazoa; Rotifera; Eurotatoria; Philodinida; Philodinidae. The record is from the annotation of a GenBank genome assembly.
AUGGACUAUCCAGCACCAUCCUACGGAUAUGUAGCAAGUAGUAGUAGUGGAUCAAUCAAAUUGAAGAUUGUUUGCAUUAUCGUUGGAGUUAUCGUUGUAUUAUUUUUGAUUUUGGGUGCUAUAGCAAUUGCACUUGGUGUGGGUCUCGGAGUUGGGUUGAAGAAAUCUGGCUCCUCAUACUCGUCCAGGAUGUCGACAACUUCUACGACUACAUUCAGUCCAUGCCCUACUUGUGGCUGCUCAUCGGUUAGCAUCAGCUCAACCCUGGUACGUAUCGUCAACGGGAACACUGCAAUACCAAAUAGCUGGCCAUGGAUUGUGGCUAUUUACGAGAACGGUGAAUUUACUUGCGGUGGCUCACUCAUCAGUUAUCGGCAUGUGCUAACCGCAGCUCACUGCUUGAUCGGAGUAUCACCGAGUUCCCUGACUGUCUAUGCUGGCUUGCAUAAGCUUUCUGAUAGAAAGACCAGUCAAAGUCGUAGCGUUAUUUCCAUAUGGUAUCAUCCUGAUUAUAAUAACGACACCAUAGAUUAUGACAUUGGCAUCAUAAAACUGUCAUCAGCUUUUACUGGAACAGGUACAACUAGCCUUGGUUGUCUGCCUUCAGCAAGCAAUCCAGUACCAAGUCUCAAUGAGAAGGGUAUGGUAAUUGGAUGGGGAAAAACAUCGGCCUUAGCUGGCAUACCUGAUGAGAGUACAUUGCAGCAAGUCAUGCUUCAAGUUCAAAAUACGUCGCCCGACUGUGAUCUGGGUUCUUCAACUAACCGAAAGUUUUGUGCCGGUUUUGGUCCGACUGGUGCCUGUUUUGGUGAUAGUGGAGGCCCAAUUAUGACGAAUGUGAACAAUACAUGGACGUGCACCGGAAUCGUGAGCUAUGUAAGAAGUAACUGUAAUGGCCGCUCGGUUUUUACAAGAGUGUCUUUCUAUCGAUCACUAAUUGAUGCUAAACUGCAAACAAUGUAA